UUUCCUAUCGAACCACUGAUUGGCACGGACGGACACUCCUGGCCACUCACGGACCGGGCGUUCACUUCAGUUCACACCGGACGUCAACGUUGGUGGAAAUGGUUCACGGACACCACUUUUGGCAUCUAGUGCUCCUUGGAUUGAUCGCAACGCUAGUAACCAUCAGCAGCACCGAACACGUUGACAUUUUUGAGCAAUUUGAAAAUCCAAACGCCACGACGCAAAAGGGAAAUGAUGCCCUGAACGAGGAGGAAGGUUCGGAGGAGGUCCAUACCAUGCAACCGACCAGUUGCGUCGAGGAUGUACUUCCCACCGAUCCGGUCGUGAUGAACGAAAAGCUGGAGCACGAGCUGGAACCACCGUCGGCCCCCGGUGGAGAGAAACUCCACGAGCCACCGAAUCUGCCGGAGAUGUUCAACAAACUAUCGAGUGGAUUCCUCAGCCCCAACAUCUUUCGUAUCGGCGAAAACGUCAAGAAGCUGCUCAUCGGUAUCAAAGAGAAGGUGCAAGGGUAUGGGCGCAGUGCGGUGGCCAAAUUCGAACAGCUACGUCACCAGGCGGUACAACGAGUGAAGCAAAAGGUGGACGAGAUCAAUACGAGUGUUCGGGAACGGUUCGAGAACGAGUUCGUCGAGUACCGGGACGUGUGUCUGCCGGAUGAGAAUCGGUGCAUGAAGCUGCUACACUCACGGAUCGAACAGUACGAAGAGGAAUUGCGCCAGAACAUGGAACAGUGCAACGAUCGGUUCGCGGAGGAUCUGGCCAAACAGCGGCAGUCGGUCGAUCAGGCCCAGCGCUCGAUGAAUGGACCGUUCCGGAAGAUUGACGAUUGCCUCGACCGGGAUGCUGGACUGGGGCGUAGUUUUCUCACGUGCGUCGGCAGUGCGAUGGCGAAUCUGGCGAAGGGUGUAACCGAGGCCCAGGAUCGUCUUACCCAGGAGAUGCGCAAGGUUUCUGGCCAACUGACGGAGCGGGUCGACAAGUACGACCAGUGUGUCGUCAAGCGACGCCGGUUGCUGGAACAGAACGAGAAGCAACUAACGGAAUCGGCCAAGGGUUGCCUCAAGAAACAACAGACGAUACCGGAGGACUUCUUCUAAAGACCGGGGCAUUUCCUAUGAGGCAUUUGCGCUACUCACACUCGAUGGAGAUGUCCUUGGAGGCACGAUAAAACUCGGUUGUCAAUUGAAUUAUUCCACAGCA
Molecule: messenger RNA, 1203 nt
Organism: Anopheles darlingi
Lineage: Eukaryota; Metazoa; Arthropoda; Insecta; Diptera; Culicidae
Exons: 2
Coding region: 99-1100 (333 amino acids)
Source: RefSeq, a predicted model, not a curated record